Molecule: messenger RNA, 1728 nt
Organism: Cetraspora pellucida
Lineage: Eukaryota; Fungi; Glomeromycota; Glomeromycetes; Diversisporales; Gigasporaceae
Source: the annotation of a GenBank genome assembly
AUGUUUCAACAACCUUUAAAGAAAAAAAACCCUAAAGGUUUAGAAAAUUUCAAAGGAGAUAUAUUUUUUUAUAAACAAGAUCGUAAUGAUUAUUUUCAUAUAUCUUAUCAAUAUGCUACAAGUUCAUUUCGUAAUAUUAAAGAUAUGAACCCUAAAUACAUAUUGUAUCCGAAAGCAGAUAACGAAGACGAUUUUGAUGAUAUUUAUACAGCAUUAAAUUACGCUAAAGAUAACAAAUCAAAAAUUGCCAUUCGUACGGGUGGACAUCAAUAUACCGGUGCAUCUUCUACUGACCGUAAUAACAUACAAUUAGAUUUGUCUAAUACGUAUAAAAAAUUUGAAUGGAACGAAGAUAAAACUGAAUUAGAAAUAGGAAUUAGUUAUAUUUUGGAUGAUUUUGCAAAAAAAUUGCAAGAUAACGGAUGUUUCUUACCAAUAGGUCAAUGUGAAUAUGUAGGUUUGGGUGGACAUGUACAAACUGGUGGCUAUGGACAACUUGCGAGAGGUUUUGGACUUCUAGCAGAUUAUAUUAUAGCUAUUAGGAUUAUAUCUUAUGAUGAAACUGAAGAAAAAUAUAUAGAAAAAUGGAUUAAAAAAGGUGACGAAUUAUUUCGUGCAGUUAUUGGCGGUAGUCCAGGUAAUUUCGGUGUAAUCACACACGUUAGGCUUAGGGUUGAACAUGAUGAAGAUUAUCCAAAUUCUUACGGAUUGUUUGCAGUUUGCCCAUACCAUCCUAAAACAUUUAAAGAUUUCUUGGAUAUAAUGUUAACAACAGUCGAUGAAGAUGAUUUUGAUUAUUGUGUUUCAAUCAUAUCUGACACAGGUAUUAAAGACGAGGAAGCAGAUAAUGAUGAUCCAUCUUAUGAUGAAACAUACAAUCAACAAAGUUAUACUAAUCGUGGUAAUAAAAAUGUUAUUUGGCCAGCUUUAAUCAUCAUACAUGCUUAUCAAUAUAGUGGGUACGACGAAAAAUCUUCUCCAAUUAAUAAGAUAAAAGCUGUUACAAAAGAAUUGAAUAUUUUAAAUGACGGUUAUACUAAAAUUUCACUGUUAGUUAGAGAUUGGAUUACGCUUAUCAGAAGAGAAUUUCAAUUGCAGUAUAUAAAGCGUGGAUAUUUUUCCGAUUGGGAAGCAGAAAAAUUAAUUGAGACUAAUUGGUCUGAUUGGGCUACAAAUCGUGUUAAUUUAGCAAUAUGUCAAGAUUUAAAAGUUUCAGCACAAUACAAAUAUUUUGGUGGUAAAAAUUCCGCAUUUUAUAAGAAAGGCAUAGAACACCAAAAUGACAUAUCUAUCAGUUGGCGAACUAUGAAUUUUGGAGUUUCCUUUGAUGUAUUUUUCGAAAAGGAGAAUUUUCAGUUAGCAAGUGAAUUUCAAAGAGAAAAUGAUAAAUGCAUUUCAGUAACUAAUCCUAUAUUCUGUGAUAAGGACAUGCGUUUAUUAUGGGCUACUUAUGACUUAAAUCUCGACUAUUUUCACGAUCGUUAUUAUGACAGUGAAGAUAAAUAUACAGAACUAUGUGAAUUAAGAGAUAAAUAUGAUCCAGAUAAAAUUUUUAUUCCUAAUAAUUUUUGUGUUGGUGUAAAAAGGGAACCGUCAGAAGAAGUAUUAAAUGAUAUAUUAGAAAAGAAUAAAAAUAAAUUCCUUGAUAUGUUAAAUCCUCCCGAAAAUUCAGAUAUAGAUUACUCUCCAAUUUGGGAUACUUGGGGUCGCAAACGUACCAAUAAAUAG